Camellia sinensis is the source of this 1474-nucleotide messenger RNA. The record is from RefSeq and is a predicted model, not a curated record. Lineage: Eukaryota; Viridiplantae; Streptophyta; Magnoliopsida; Ericales; Theaceae.
GUCAUUAUCAUACAAAUACAAUACAGCUUGCGAUCUCGAGGCGAAUUUGAGCAGAGAGUGUGCUGAAUUAGCCGCUCAUCCCCAACACCUACACCAAAACCUAGCCAAGCUCAUAAUCUCAUGGAUUUCUCGAUCAAUUGCAGCUAAAUCCACUCUCCACAAGCUCAAUCUAACAACAAUGUCCCCAUAUGAGAUUCAGAAGAUGAUGAGCGAGGAUUUGCCUCAGCUUGCAAUGGAAUUGAGCCGAGUUGAAAAUAUUCGCAGAUAUGCUAGCAAAUCUUUACUAACCCAUCUAAGAUUUCAGAUACCACUCAACAGUUAGAAGCAAUGGUUGGAGAUAUUGAAGAUGCAGUUUUCUCUGUUGUGAAUCAAAAAAGGGGAAAUAUACUCGCUUCAAAUUGAUCAACUCCGUCAGUUUCAACAGUAAUGACAUUAUUCGGUAUUAUUUUUUCUUUAUUAAGAAUACAUAUUGCAUAGUUAGAUCAAAGAUGGGACUGCACAGAAAAUUUUAGUGUAGUCAUUGAAUGCAGGACCCAGGAUCGAGGCAAGAAAAGUUCUUUCAAGCUGUAAGAUCCAUGAAUUGAAUUGAGGAUUUGUUGGUCAGUCCUGUGAAGUUCCGACCUCAGUGGUUCCAUCUUAUGAAAUCUCUGGAUUCUAGAGUAGACAAAACAUUGAAUUUGCUCCGGCAACAAGUUCUUGCAGAUCACCGAGCUCUUCUUUCAUCUCUACGGUGGCCACCAAAAGUUUUUAUGUCAAAAAUAGAAAGUGGCAAGAUCUCUAUCCUUCCAAAUCCAUUAGUUUUGAUGCAAGUAGACAAACAGAAGGCCUAUUCUGAGAGUUUUCUAGAACUUUGUGCUUUGCAGCAUUUGCAGACACGGCGGGAAGAGCGACAGCUUGGCCUUUUGGGAAAAAAGAAGCUGAAUACAGGGCUUUGGGCCAUUGAUGAACUGGUUUCUCCUAUUGCGUCACGGUCAGAAUAUCACUUCUCGAAAUGGGUUGAUCAGCCUGAGUUUAUCUUCGCUCUUGUGUCCAAGAUUACCAAAGAUUUUGUUGGCGGAGUGGAUGAUGUUUCGCAGCCUCUCAUUGAUAGAGCAAAACUGGUGAGCUUGAGUGGUAAAGAAGCUUGGAUAUCCGUAAUGGUCCAAACACUUUCUUCAUUUUUAGCAAAGUGAGUUCUCUCUGUUCUCGUCAAAAGAUACAAAGAGAAAAAGGAAAAAUCGGAGAUGAUUUCUUCAUGGCUUCAUUUAAUCGACCUUAUGGUUAAUUUUGACAGACAGAUGAUGUCAUUUGUAAAUUCAGAAGCUUAUCUCUUCAUGGAGGACUCUGAAAUGCUUGAAGGAUCGUCAAGAGGCUUAUCUGUGUUCUCAUUAUUUUCUGAUAGGCCUGAUUGGCUCAAAAUUUGGGCCAAAAUAGAGCUCAAGGUUGGGAGAAUGAAACUAAAAGAAGAAUCGAAGCAUGAGAGGGCGUGGUUGGU